Molecule: messenger RNA, 2406 nt
Organism: Plasmodium cynomolgi strain B
Lineage: Eukaryota; Apicomplexa; Aconoidasida; Haemosporida; Plasmodiidae
Product: D13 protein
Exons: 2
Coding region: 1-2406 (801 amino acids)
Molecular function (GO): metal ion binding
Source: RefSeq, a predicted model, not a curated record
AUGGUGUACGCCACGCUGCUGAGCGAGGAGGACCUGAGUCGCUUCAGGACGAAGCAGUGCAAGCGGCUGCUGAACGGAGGGUGCAACUUUGGAAUAGACAGGUGCCAGUACAGCCACAACGAAUUCUGGAACAGAAGAUGCCCCUUCUACUUGAGCGAUUCUUCUUUCAUUCGAUACAUAACUAUUAUGUGCCCUGAUGUGGAGACCAAAAAUGAUGGAUCGAUCAACAGUCUCUGUCUUCGAGGAGGAGAAUGUCCCUUUGCACACUCAGCGGAAGAAAUUCUGUAUCAUCCUUUGUAUUAUAAAACGAAACGAUGUGAGGAUUAUAAAAAAGGAUCCUGUAAUACGUAUUACUGUCCUUUUAUUCACGGAUUGGCAGAGACAAGGAUUCCAGGGACAUAUAAAUUACCAUUCACUAAUGGAAUUAGCAUCCCGAAUAUCCCCAAUGUUAUCAUUGUAGAUAAAAUUGACAUCACGAGUAAGACGAGUGGAAGUAUAAGUGGUGGUGAUAGAUAUAUGAAGAAUAUCAUUUCGGCUAGGAGGCGUAAUGAUCUUAAGUUAGUAGAUCAUAUGAAAAAUUUUGACAGUGCAGCGUUUUCCAAAUUGAAUAACUGUAUGAUUCCUACUCCGUAUUCUUCUAUUGAUUCCAUUUCUCAUAACAACUCAGAUGGCUAUAAGAUAAACUGUGGGAAAAAGCUAGCUCUCUCCUUUAGUCACAAUUUAGUGAAUAACACCUCGGAUGAAGAUUUAAAAAAAAAUAGGAUUAUAUUUAGUGGAUUGGGUCACCCCCUUAGUUCCUUCGCCAAUUUUGACAGCCACAUGAUGAGUGUUCAGACGCACGGGGGGAGCACAGAGAUGGGGAAGUCCCCUCCGAAUGGCGCGAAUGGCGCGAAUGGCGUGAAUGGCGUGAAUGGCGUGAAUGUCGUGAAUGGAGUGAAUGGCGUGAAUAGCUUGAAUGGCUUGUCGUGCACUCAUUAUAGCGAAUUCUUGGGGAGUAAGCUGGCCAAAGGAGAGAAUCGCUCCUCGGUGAAGUCCAGCAUGUCGACCCACGUCACGGAUGGACUUCACCCCAGCAAGAAUUGGAAUAAGCAUUUUAAUAUGCUGAAGAUGAAGCAGAAUUACUCUAGCUGUAGCACUGCUGCUCACGAAAUUAACUUUAACGAACAUGACGUGACAAGCGAUGACGUGGUGGAGGAUGAGGAGGAGGAGCUGGACAAUUACCUCAUGAACACGCUGUUGCCGAACGGGAGCGAGGAUUCCGCGGGGAUGCGCAGCGGGAACGAAGACGCGAUUGGCGAUGCCAAGGCGCACUUCAGCGGUAGCGGUAUCGGAAACUAUAACUACCACUGCAACUGCAGCAGUGCGAGCAACGAACGGAAUGACGGACGAAGUGUGCACCAUAAGCCGAGCUGCAGCGCACACCACGUGGACGAAGAGCAAAACGCCAGCGAGGUCAACCCCAGCGAGGUCAACACUAGCGACGUCAACACUGGCGAUGUCAACACUGGCGAUGUCAACACUGGCGAUGUCAACACCAGCGAGGUCAACCUGCUAGAAAUUAUCAAGUGCCUGAAGAAUUUAUACGAGCGGAUCAUGAAAGGAAAUUUGGUCUUCUCCCCUGAGCAGUGGGAUAACAUUGCCCAAAUCACCUACGAAAUUGUUAGCGUUGUGGAAUUUAAUCGAGUCUUAAAAUUGAAGAAAACCACAGAUAAGAUGAAGAAUGACAUUUGCAACAGGAACAAGCUAUUCCCUUUUGAUAUGUCUAAGAUGACGGACAUGGGGUCGGAAGGGGUGAAGGGCUCCUCUCCGAUGUUAGAAACCAACGCGCUUGUUGGGGAACUGUAUGGGAAGGAAGAAACGAGUGCAAAUCAACAGGCGGAGGAGAAAAACGGAGAAAUUGCAUCAACGGUUAAGAAGGAACACAUUAACGAUACGAUUCAAUUUGCCACUUCAAACGAGGCUGUAUUGAGCAAAAUGAAACUCCAUUUAGAGAGCAAAAGGGAAGACAUACCGGAUGAAAACAGCACGGACGUUGCGGGGGGGGAUACACACAUGAUGAUGCAUCUGUAUCAGGGCCUCCAGGCAGAGAAUUACCCAAUUGGUAAGAACGACAUGGAUCUGUUUAACGUGAAGAGGAAAAUUCUAUCCCACCAGUUAAGUGGCAUGAGUGAUGUAGCCAACGGGAUAAGCGGGAUGGCCAACAUGAGCAACAACGAAAUGGCUAGCUCGAACGGUGAAGUGGAUAACGCCAAUAACGAAAGCGAAAAUGCCAAAGACGACUCCCAUUUUUUGGACUAUUACAACAUAAACAAAGGCAAUUUCAACUUUACAGAAACGAAAGAAAACCCUGAUAAAAUUUUGUCGCAGCAGCCAUUCAUGUCUUUCUUUUCGUUUCUUUCGGAAUGA